Messenger RNA from Lactuca virosa, 378 nucleotides. The record is from the annotation of a GenBank genome assembly. Lineage: Eukaryota; Viridiplantae; Streptophyta; Magnoliopsida; Asterales; Asteraceae.
AUGUGCAAUGAAACGGAAGAAAGUGCUGAUCAUAUUCUUGUAGAUUGUGCGUAUGCAAAGAAGGUCAUGGAAGGAAUAAUGAGAUGGUGCAAGGUGCAUAUUCACAUGGAAGAUCUCCAAGCGGUGUCGGAUGUCCUGAACUUUGCCAAUCAAUGGGGAACGUGUACUAAAAAGCGGAAGAUAUUCAUGGCAAUUUGCUACUCUACACUACGGAGAAUCUGGAUAGCAAGGAAUGAAACGGUUUUCAAAAAGAACCGGUUACCACCUGAAAAAGUCAUUGAGUAUGUCAACUCUGUGACUUUUCUUUGGGUGAAGAAUAGGGGAAUCAAGAUGGAAUUGAUCCGGGCAAAUUGGUCUCAAUGCCCUUUUUUCUUUUAG